CAAUUUUAUGUGAAAAAAAAUAUUUAAUUAAAAAAUUAAUAAAUCAUAAAGGUAAUUAUCCUCUUCUUCUCCAAGGAACUAUGCUCUCCAACAAAUGGCUGCAAUUUCGCACAUUUCCACACUCUUCCUCCACUCACCUCCAUUUCCUGCCUCUGCAUUUUCUCGCUCGCCAAACAGGAACCGGAGCUACCUUCUUCCUCCUUUAGUCUCACUCCACCCACCACUUGAAUCCAUCUCCACGUCCCUCCCUCUCCUCCAUCGGAAAUCUUCCUUUCCCAGCACCCAUUCUCGUUCCUGCUUUCGACGCCUCAUCGUCAACAAUAAUAGCGACAACGAAGAAAAUUCAUUCUUUUCUUCAGCAUUAGACUCGCUUCUCCUUCUCUGCGCAUCCGUUGCUCUUUCCUUCUCUCUCUUUGUCGCCGAUGUUGGGCCUGCCUCGGCCUUCGUAGUCAGCCCGCCGCGUAAGUUGCAGUCCGAUGAGCUCGCUACGGUUCGCCUUUUCCAAGAGAAUACUCCCUCUGUGGUUUACAUCACCAAUCUCGCUGUCAAGCAGGAUGCUUUCACGUUGGAUGUAUUGGAGGUGCCACAGGGAUCUGGAUCAGGUUUUGUGUGGGACAAAGACGGUCACGUUGUCACCAAUUACCAUGUGAUUCGUGGGGCUUCUGAUCUUAAGGUCACUCUUGCUGACCAGUCUACUUAUGAUGCAAGAGUUGUUGGAUUUGACCAAGACAAGGAUGUUGCUGUUUUGCGUGUUGAUGCACCUAAAGACAAACUAAGGCCCAUACCUAUUGGUAUCUCUGCCGAUUUGCUUGUUGGUCAGAAAGUAUAUGCUAUUGGCAACCCUUUUGGACUUGAUCAUACACUUACAACUGGUGUUAUCAGUGGGCUUCGCAGAGAGAUCAGUUCUGCUGCUACUGGUCGGCCAAUUCAGGAUGUUAUACAAACAGAUGCUGCUAUUAAUCCGGGUAAUAGUGGAGGGCCACUACUAGAUAGUUCAGGAAGCCUUAUUGGGAUAAAUACAGCUAUAUAUUCUCCUUCUGGUGCAUCAUCUGGGGUUGGAUUUUCAAUUCCAGUUGAUACAGUAAGUGGUAUUGUUGACCAGUUGGUGAGGUUUGGGAAAGUGACACGACCAAUUUUAGGGAUUAAAUUUGCACCAGAUCAAUCUGUGGAACAGUUGGGAGUGAGUGGGGUGCUUGUUUUAGAUGCUCCAGCAGAUGGUCCAGCUGGCAAAGCGGGCCUGCAACCAACAAAACGUGAUGCUUAUGGUAGACUGAUUUUGGGUGAUAUAAUAACAUCUGUGAAUGGGAGAAAGGUCACAAAUGGCAGUGAUUUGUAUAGAAUUCUUGACCAAUGCAAAGUUGGUGAUGAGGUUAUUGUGGAGGUUUUGCGUGGUGAUCGCAAGGAGAAGAUCCCUGUAACACUUGAGCCAAAGCCUGAUGAAUCAUAAGAUGUGAAGUGGUAUGCAAUGUAUAUUUUGCUAUGAUAUGUAUAUACACCAGCAAUGGUCAUUGUUUUUUGUGUAUUAAUUGUUCCACACUAGACUUUUACAUGCACCAGCUAUUGUACCGUUUGAUAUCAACCUUUCAGCAUGUGAAGCUGAAGCUUUGGUACACACACUGAACUCAUCUUUUAGAAAUUGGAAAAUGCACCCCUUAAAGACUUGGAUUCUUCAAAGCCUGUGCCUCUGAAAUUUUAACGAUCAACUCAGGGCCACAGCCAUUAAUAUGAUCAUGAAACUAACAUCAGCCUAUAGAAGAGAUAAUAAACGUGUCACCUGGGAAUGGAAUCCAACUUACCAUGAAAGUCUUGCAUGCGUCUCUUGUUAGCAGUCUCAUAUUGACUUUGGCACUUCUUCGGCCUGAUUAUAGAAGACUGCCUGAUUAUCUGAUCAUGUUUGUAACUUUGCAUGCAGUUCUCCUCUGGCAGGUCAAACAUCGGGUAACUAACCCUUCUUUUUCAUAACAUUAAAGACUUUUAAGGCUCGUCAUUGACGUGCACAUAAAUAAUGAUUAUGGAGCAUAAGCCGAGCAUAAGAACUACUGGUAGAGAUGCUUGAUCAAGGUUUUCCUUAAGUCAAGAAACUGUUUAGAUAAUU
Molecule: messenger RNA, 2095 nt
Organism: Rubroshorea leprosula
Lineage: Eukaryota; Viridiplantae; Streptophyta; Magnoliopsida; Malvales; Dipterocarpaceae
Source: the annotation of a GenBank genome assembly